Molecule: messenger RNA, 1297 nt
Organism: Acanthaster planci (crown-of-thorns starfish)
Lineage: Eukaryota; Metazoa; Echinodermata; Asteroidea; Valvatida; Acanthasteridae
Biological process (GO): signal transduction
Molecular function (GO): protein binding
Source: RefSeq, a predicted model, not a curated record
UAUUUUUUGUUUGGCCUAAUGUGAGUUUUGUUUGUGUGCAUGGGUAAUUAUGCGUCAUUUCUGUUUGUUUCAGUUAGGUAUUUUUUCAACACCAGAAUCUCAUGUAGUACUUAUGCCUUAAAUAUUUAAUGAAGCAAUUGAAUCCCCAGAUGUUAAAAGUUUCUAAUAGACCCCUUGCAGUGGGUACUGGGUAACAUUUCCUAUAACAUGGCAAGUAACCACUGAAUAAACAGUACGAUACACGUACACGUACACAUAUGUACAAGUACAUAAUGCAAGUAUGCACUGUAGAUACACCAUAUUCAUAUUCACAGGCUCAUAGGAAGCAAGAUAUGAGACAGAGAGAACCCUCCCCCCGGCUUUAUUUUGGUCGUUGUUUCGCUGGAAUCCUAGAAAUUCUUUUCAGACAUCUAGGGAGAUGUGUUAAUGUAACAAUAGAUUGUGUAUAGCAAUUGGACAUGCUGAGGGAGUACUUCUCGGUUUCAUGUCUUGCGGGAUAUAAUGUAAUUCGAGAACCUGAAUUAGAAGCCAUUACUGCGGUGGCACAAUGUGCGUAAAUAGGUAGCACGGGUACACGACAUGCUACAUCGACUAUUAGGGUGUGGCGAUAUGCCAAAAGCGCAUGCGAAUGAAUUUAUUUACACAUGUUGGAGCAAUUAGGCCAUGCUGUUCUUGUCCCACUUUGUUUCAAGUCAUUUCUUUUUGAUUCAGGAACAAACAAGACACCUGCUCUGCAGCAAAGGAGCCAAGUUAAAAGUGUGAAAAGGAGAACCCAGAACGAGCCGAAUGAGACUGUAGGUGAGCACCAGGCCCAUUCCAGUAAAGAGAGGAGGUUAGCAGCAAAUCCUUCCUCCAAAGGUUCAACAGGGCUACAUGCUGGUGCAGCUUCUAGACCUAGAAUUCAUCUAAUGAUAGCAAAUAUCAGCCUCAAUGACAACAUACGUUUGUGGCAUCUGAAGGUAUGGACGGAUCACUUGUAUAUGGAAACUCCACAGAGAACUCGGAACAGAAAAUAUUAUUUUUAUGGUAAACUGCGAGAUGAAAGCGGACUGGUAAUCUAUUUCAUGUACUUUGGAACAUUUUUGAAAAGCAUGGAGCACUUGAGUAUGAUGGAGGAAAGUACAGAAUACAAACCUCUGUACAUGUGGCAUGUCAAAGUGCAGGAGCAAGAUAAGGAGUACAGAGGGCUAGCAAGAGGUGAAAGUGAGUUCAAGUUGCUGAUUGAUGAACAUUCCAAAAUAUGCCGGGCUUAAAAGCCCAUGGAGAAUAUCACCCAGCAGGUAAAGCCGCCCACUGU